AUGAUAGUACACACGAUGAGCGCGUUAUACGUUUUUAUCUUCAUUUUCCUUUGGAUAUCAUUGUCAGGUGCAAUUUCUAAUGUGGAACAUAUAAAGAACAAAUGUAAAGGACGAUGCGGCUCGAAUUUGAUACCGUCCAGUGAAGGAAGCCUGCUCUUCUGUGAUGAAGAUUGUGGAAGAAAACUGUGCCAAGAUGGAUGUACCCGAUACCAAGAUGCACUAUCAUCAAACUGCCAGAUGGCUUGCACAAAACGAAUCCCUCAGGACCAGCCCAGUGCAAGUGAAGCAGAAACACGAACACAGAGGCAAUACUGUAUUCAAGGCUGCUUGAGGGCACUGGACUACUAUGGUGACAGUGUUGAAAGACAGUUGGGACCACUGCCAAAACCAACUCUCAAAAGAUCCAGCACAAAUUACUCCUCCAUUGUGCUACAGUGGACCAAUCGCAUGAUGGAGAAGGUAACAUACCUGGUCUACAGGAGAAUACUGGAUAUACCACAAGUGAACAGUGAUUGGCAGAUCCACAACUCAUCCAGAUUUGAGGGGAACUCUAUAUACAUCUCCAACCUACACCCCUAUGUCACAUAUAAAUUCAAAGUUUUGGUUGUGAUCAGUCCGCAGACUGAGUAUUUCAUAAUGUCACCAGAGUCAUUUCCCAUCACGACUUUAUCCCAUGGAGUACCAGCAAGUGCCCCAAAGAUCAGGAGUUUGUCUGCACCAUCCCCCUCAGUGCUCUCUAUUGCCUGGGACCGUCCUGCUUACACUAAUGGCGACAUCGUAGCCUACAAGAUCACCAUUGACCCAGUAGGCCACCCAAGUCUGCGGCGAAUGACGAAGGACAUCCUCGGUGAUGUACGGUCAUGGACAGUAGGACAACUCCAGCCUUCACAACAAUAUGUUGUCACCGUUGCUGCUUCCAACAGAGUGGGAGAAGGCCCAGCGGACGUCGGACAGAUUCGAACUCCUAACCCCGGUAACUUAUCAGCCAAUGAGACACCGUUCCUCAUCCUGGGCUCAGCCAAUCGGGUGCUGAAGCAGAACCUAAUUAAUAUAAUGAGUCUAGCUGACACCAUCCUGGAGGAAGACAACAAGAGCAAUAUCAUAACAGGUGUUGGGAUCCACAUUCGCAGGCAACUUUUCAUUGUGAGUGACGGCAAUGAGACUGUACAGCAAGUCUCCCUAUCAGCGGACACCAUGAGGAAAAACAUGUUCCCAAGCAUCCUAAAGCCAACAGUCAUCAGUGUUGACUGGCUCAAUGAUCGGGUCUAUAUUGUCAGUAGAAAUCGGAUAUUUGGGUGUCCGCUUGCCCGAGAUGAAUGUAUUGUGGUUGUUGACAGUCUGCCAGUGCCCCCUGGUGAUUUGAAGGUGGAUCCUGUGAAUGGAUUUCUCUAUUUCACCCAAGACGGAGAAGGCAAAGGUUUAUAUCGUAUUGAUCUUGCGGACAUAAGUCAGAAGCAACGUGUGCAGCCAACCCAAAUUGUUACUAUCAACCAUCUGAAAGCUUUCAUGAUUGACUUUGAGACAGUACGUCUCUAUUUCCCCAACCACACACAGAACACCAUGCUUUCCUCCUUUGUAGAUGGGUCUGAUAUUCAGGAUAUUCGACCUGAUGUCAUUCUGCCAAGCUACAAACACAUCAUUAGUCUCACUGGCUAUGAUAAUCGCUUCUAUUGGACCAAUGGCUCUGAAAUGUUAAGUGAAGAAUUUGAUCCAAGAUUUGAGAAGUAUCGACAUAAUGAGCUGCUGUUCUUCGAUAAGUACUACCGAGGAUUGAACAUGUACCACCCCAGAAUGCAGCCAACACCAGUUCCACACGCAGCACCUAUGAACCUCCAAGCAUUGUUUGAACCAACGGAAGUACACAUAAAAUGGGAGCCCCCUCCAUUACUGCAAUACCAAGGCCGGGGAGCUUGGAACCAGUGGGACUAUGAGUUGUCGUUGUUCGAUGUGGAGGACAGGGAGAACACAGAACAGUCCAUCAACGCAACAGGGAACACGGUCAUGGUGCAACAGCUCCAGCCAGACACUCGCUACAACAUCCGGGUACGAGCUGUUUCUGAGUCAGGACUUGGACCCUGGUCGGACAUUUUCAUUGGAAGGACUCUUAAAGCAGAAAAGAUACCUGUUCGUGUUUUAAUGAGUAUACCCGGAAGGAUAAUUGAGACCGAUCUAUCUGACAACACCAAUCACACAUUGGUCAACACCAGCUCCGCAAGAGAUAUAGCCUGGCAUAACAAUAUGCUUAUGUGGAUAUCCAAAGAUGGUGGGUAUGUCCACAUCCUGGACCACACAAAGCAGAUACGGACAAACAUGGCUCAGAACAGUGAAGCUUCCUGUCUUGAGUAUGACUGGCUUGGGAAGAAGAUAUUCUGGUCGGAGUUUCAACCAGCUGUGAUCAAGAGAUCAGAUAUCAACAGUCUGUCCAGUGACUUCAUAUACCAGGCAACUGCUCGGGACAUGGCUAUUGACUCCACUGCUGGACGACUCUACUGGGCCACAGCCAACACCAUCGAGUCCACCUUCCUGAAUGGUGAGGAUCACAUUGUGAUAGACUCGGUGCCAUUCUUCCAGGGUAAACAAAUCAUCAGCCUUGUCGUCAACCUGGACUUAAAGAAGGUCCUGUGGUACAUCAAGGCCUUCGAGAACCAGGACCUGUACAUGGCGGACCUCAUCAGUGCCGAGGGAUCAUUUGCCAUGGACGUCCGGACCAGUGUGAGGGAAAUGGGAGACUUCAAGAGCAUCUCAACAUAUUCAGGGAUCCAGUACUACUCACACCAUCUGUUCUGGAUGGACCAGUCAAAUGCUUUGGUUGUGGGAGACAUGGACUGCAAGUACACCUCCAUCGUCAGCCCCAACUUCUCCAACAUCACAGCAUUUUCUGUGAAACACCCCAGCAUACACAGCUUUCCUGCUGGCUUGGAUGCCUCCUCUCUGCGUGUCAUUCCCAAACCAUUAUGGGCGACCUCCAUCAAGGUGGCCGGGCCGUCAUACAACUUCAACCUCACCUGGGACCAGGCCCAUGAUGUCACGUACGGGAAGGUCUUCUACAAGGUCUACAUACAGAUUGCUCACAGAUCCACACAUGUUAUAACAUCCAAGACAUGGCACCCUAUAGAAGGGUUGUCCCCGUACACCCAGAUGACAGUGUCCAUACAGCCCUACACUUACUGGGGGUACACCGAGGCCUCCACUGUGUCCAUCCGCUCUCCCAUGGCAGUUCCCACUGCACCGCUGACGCCAAGGGUGUACAUCACCCAACCCAACAAGAAUGCCUCCAUCUCGAAACUGAUGCUGGCUGCAGACUUCCGCUGGUCCAACCCCUAUGCCAUACGUGGUGUGCUGAGCCACCAUUUUGUGUAUUACUGGGAAGGGGACAAUGCAGGGAAAACAGUGGCUCAGGUUGAUGGAGCGUUGAGACACUUUAUUCUCAACAACCUUCUGGACAACAAGAGUUACUUCUUCCAGGUGAAAGCUUGCACAGAAGCCGGAUGUGGUGACCUCUCUGAAGUUGUGUCUGCUGUCACUGACGUGGUGAAUCCUGUUCCUCGCCUGCUGAUUGCGACCAAGUCGUCAGUCUCUGUGUCAGAAAUGGACGGUCAUCUCAACUCCACAGUCCUGCUGCCAGAAAUCUCCCCCACAGCCAUGACGUUUCUGGCUCAAGAUGUCCGCAUGUUCUGGAUCGAAAAGAAGACAUCUCUCUAUGUGUCCCAGAAUUCCACAAACUCUGCACUCAUCAAGCUGGAUGGGGUGGGAAAGGACAUGAGCAUUGACUGGAUCAGUCGAACUCUGUAUGUAGUGGAGGAGAUGGGCGACCUGAACAGGAUCAUGGCGUUUGACAUUGACAAGAGGAUGUACCGCGAGAUAAUGAACAGAUCUGUCUCUGUUGGCAGUGUUCUAUCAGACCCUUACACAAGCUCCCUCUUCUGGACGGAGAAUGAUUCUUCCAAUCAAGGACACAUUUUCCACAAACAUUUCAACAGCAAUACCAUAUCGGACCUUCUUGGUGGUGAAAGACGUUCUCGGAGGUCUACAGACAACUGCACAUGCCAGGAUGGACUCAGCGUCUCGCCUGUUGUUGCUAUGGACUACUCAAGCAGUGGGAGGACGGAGAUAGUCUUCAUCGAUAUGCCAACAUAUAGCAUCAUGGCUACCGAUGUGUCUGGAUGUCAGUGUCGGGUCGUCUUCAGAGCAGCGGCCUCAGACACAAAGGGUCUGCCCCCGAGCCUGCUGGCUGUGGACCACCUCCGAGUGUACUGGUACAACAAGCAGACCAGAAAGCUGUACAGUGUCAAUAAGAACACGGGACGGGACUUCAUCCAGCAGAGCAUCCCUGAUGUCCAGGACAUUGUGGCUUAUGGAGACCAUUUGCAACCCUUGCCAGACUCGGACUGCCUUGACCCUGGUAAGUACAGUGGUAAGGUGACGCUGACAGAGGUGACGGACAAGUCCAUCGGCCUGAGUCUGGACACAGUGUCUCGUCCCAAGCACUGUCACGGCAUCAGCACCCCUCAGGACAAGUACACUGCGUGGUACAAGCAGCUGAAGGACAGGAGCCGCACCCCACACACAGACUGCAGCACUGAGAGUGAAUCCUGCCAGAAAGUGGAGUCGUAUGACCGUUUUGUGAACAUCACGGGCCUGGAGCCAUACACCAAGUACCUGUUCCAAGUGACCAUCAGUAACUACUACACAGAGUACCUGGCAGAGACCGCGGGGAAGGAGGUCGUGCAGAGGACUAAACAAGGAGUACCAUCACCUGCACAGAAUGCCACUGCUUUCAUUGUAAAUCCAAGAAUAAUCCGUAUUGAAUGGAACCCACCUUUGAAACUUAAUGGACCUCUACAAAAUAUAUCCUAUGUAGUGAAGUGGUCGACCUUGAAUGCCAAAGGUCACAACUUGGAAGGUCAGACCGGCCCCUCUGAUGUCGGCAUAUCUGACUCACUGACCACCAGCUACCAGACCACUGUGACAGACCUGUCGCCAAGUCAUACCUACACCUUCACAGUGAGGGCGUAUGGGGCUGACAAUUUGCUGUACAGCGAGACCAAGCCAUUGACAGUGACAACCUACAUGGACCCGUUCCCCAUCACUCUGAAGCAGUCCUACCCCAAUGCUCUGGAAAUAGAGUGGCAGAGUCCACCUGACAACAGCGUUGCCCGCCACACCUUCUGGUAUUCCACGAGUAAGGGUACUGAAGGACGGACUACUCCAAUGAUCACUACAAAGAACAGCACGAAGUACACAGAGCUGAUACCUCACCUGGACACAGACACCCAGUACACCUUCCGGAUCAGGACCAUGUACAAAACCCCACCCUUUAAGUUCUACUCCUGGCCAGGAAAUAACUCACUCACAUUUAAGACACUCACUGAUGUCCCAGACCAGCCAGAUCCCCCAGUAGAGCAGGAGUACAAGACACAAGUGUUUGAGAUCCUGUGGGAUGAACCACAUGACAAUGGAGAGCCGAUCUCUAACUACAUUCUGGAAUACAGUCAAAUUGCUGAUGGUGAGUGGACCCAGGUGUACAAUGGUUCCGAUGCGAGGUGGGUCGUGGAUGAACAUGUUCUGGAACCAGGGCAGAGGUAUCUCUUCCGUGUAGCAGCAGAAAACAAAAACGGCUUGGGCCCCUUCAGUGACAACAGUUCAGCCUUUGCCACGCCUAUUGUGAUUAUGGACAACAGCUUGAACGGAGAGACGACUCGCAUUGUGAUUGCUGUUGUCACUUCAUUUGUGUUUGUGGUGGCCAUCAUCAUCAUCACCGCUCUCUGCUUCUUCAUGAGACGGAGGAAGGAGGAGCGGAAGAAGACGAGGCAGUUCAUCAGCAUGUACCGAGUCCCCGACAUGGAGCUGGCUACACUCAGGGAGCUGCCCCACACCACUGUCCAGCAGAGCAACACACUCUACGCUAUCAACAUCACGCCAACAGCGGAGGAUAUAGAAGCACUGCCACACUUCAUGCGAGAUCAGUUGACUCUAACAAAAUUCCUUGGUAGUGGAGCAUUUGGAGAAGUGUUCAUGGGUGUGGCUCGAGACAUUCUCAGUGACUCCUCGGGCGAUACUAAAGUUGCUGUAAAGACUCUGCGCAAGUCAGCAUCAGAGCAUGAGAAGGAGGAGUUCUUGAAGGAGGCACUGUUGAUGAGCAACUUCCGCCACGCCCACAUCCUCGGCCUCCUGGGGGUGUGUCUUGACAAUGACCCUCAGUUCAUCAUCAUGGAGUUGAUGGAAGGGGGGGACUUGCUGUCCUUCCUCAGAGGCUGUCGUGCUACAACUGCAUCCCCUGCCAAGCUGCUGCUGCCGCAUCUGGUCAAGGUGUGCGUCCAUGUGGCUAGAGGAUGUAAAUACCUCGAAGAAAUGCAUUUCGUUCACAGAGAUCUAGCAGCCAGGAAUUGUCUAGUUUCUAAAAAGGACCCUUCAGAAAUGGUCAUUAAGAUUGGUGACUUUGGCCUUGCUCGAGACAUAUACAAGAAUGACUACUAUCGUAAGGAAGGUGAGGGGCUACUUCCUGUCCGGUGGAUGUCCCCCGAGUCCCUGGUAGAUGGCGUCUUCACCACUCCAUCUGAUAUAUGGGCAUUCGGUGUAUUGAUGUGGGAGGUUGUGACAUUGGGACAACAGCCCUAUCCUGCACGCACCAACAUCGAGGUGCUGCACUUCGUCAGGGCAGGUGGCAAGCUGGAACGUCCAGAAAAGUGUGCCGAUGAAAUGUUUGGGUUAAUGCAGAAGUGUUGGAGUUUCUCCGCUGAAGACCGUCCGUCCUUCUCGUACAUCCUGCAGGGUCUGGAGGAGUUCCAGGAGCAGUGCAACAACAUGUCGGACGAGGAGAUCGCCCUCCGCUCACCCACACACCUUGAUGUCCUUCUGCCCCGAAGUGCACGGCCCCCUACCCCCUCACAAACUAUCUCUUAUUACGGACUUGCUAAUCUUGCCUUCGAUGAUGAGGUAAUGGCCAGUUGCUCGUCGACGGAGUCCGAAGAGGUCGAGGAUCACGACACAACGUGCAUCCAUCAAAGUUCACAAAUCAAGAGGAGAGGGGGUGGGUCCCUGCCUCUGAGUCCAACAAGCAGGAGAAACCAGCGCAUGACCUUAUUAGGUGGAGCUGAGGCUACAGACAAGUUGACUGUAGACCUGUCGACAGCCAACCCAAUGAAGCGCACAUCAUCCCUUGAUUCCAAAUGUUCGUCUGUUGAUGACCCACGUGUGUCUUACUCUCAGAUCCAGCGGCAACGAGCUUCCGAGAUCGAUGCUUUGGGCUACCUCCAACCCCGUUCCAAAGACAUGCCGAAAUAUCUGGAACUCAUUAACUGUGCACCAGAGUUUGGCAUCCUUCAGCCAAUCCCUAUACGACCUUCACCUCAGUCUCAAACUCCCAGCAUUCCUAGCAGCUCUUCCAGCCCCACGACACCUACAGUUAAUUACACAAUGAUGAAUGGCAAUUACCUUAUUCCUUCACCACCGUAUGGAGAUUCCCCUCCACCUCCCUUCACUAAAGACAACAACAUGAACCUACCACCCAAUCGAACACCCCCUCCGAUGUAUGGCAGCCCCCUUCCAAAUUAUGGGGUCGUGUCAGUUAUGAGAAACAUGGACAAGCCACCACCAUAUCAGUCCACAAAAGAGGUCUCCCUCAAAUUGCAGGAGACUGCAGCUCAGAAUGGACGGAAGUGUAAGGUGGAUCCCAACCAUUCAGAGAGAGAUCUAUACUCAAGCCCCACAUAUGAGAGGCACUUAUCAGACUCUUCCUCCAACUCAGAGUCAGGGUAUUACUGUGUGGAGUGUUUGAACAAUAGCCGCCCCUCAGCAUUCCGGAACGAGAAGUCAGUGCCAACAUACUCCCGUGUCAAUGAGUCUGGUUUCAAUAGUCCCCCACCCAACUACACCUUCUGGGCGAACAACAACACGGAGAGAAACUAUUCGGGGAACAUUCCCACUCACAAAGACAUCUAUGGGUGCCCACCGGAAUACAUUAAUGUCCAUGGGCAAGGGAGGACCUCUCGGAAUCAGGUUUUCCCUGAACACGGGGCUGUGUUAGCUGGAUUUGACAUUGCUCAAGCCAGUCUUGUCUAGCUGUGUGUUGUGAUGAGCUGACAGUAUUGGCUUUAACAGAUCAUGUUGUGGUGAAAUGAUACUAUUGUGCAAUGGUAAUAUAAGCAUUUAUACAGCUGGAUUAGGAGAUAUGGUAACAGUGUGACACAUGAACAUGCCAGUUUAUAACAACCAUAAUGCAAGUGUGCAAUAACAUAUUCAUAGUCUCCACCGGUUGAAUAUUCACAUGAUGAGUUUCAUAAUAGACGUGUGUCAAACAUGUAUCUUUUAAACUGCCUGGCAGUUAUAGACUAUAAGGUACAACAAGAGCCAUCUUGUGCCCUGUUUGUUGUUUACAAGAAAUUCAGUUUUCAACUAUGAAAUAGUAGGCUGACUUUAUUGUGAAUCUAGAACAAAACGGCAAAUAUUACCCAAGUGUGCAGUCUGUUCCAAUUUGUGUUUAUGAACUAGAAGUGCAAUCCGACAUCCAUCAUGGCUGCCAUGUCAUGUUGUUUGUCGUGCCCAGUAAGCACAUCUUACAAGCUAUUACUGAUGUUGCUUGUUGACUUAUUUGCGUGUGUGUUGCUAGUUUAGUGGAGUGAGUGACAACGAUGGCGCUGCUGCUUGUUGAUGUCGUUGCUCCCAGCCCUGAAGAAGGCAGCUGUAAAGUAGCUCUGUGUUUCCGGCCGAUGGUUCCUGCAGUGCUCUGUGUUCCCCAGAUAUCACCUGAAAAUUGAAACCUUCCUGUCAUUUAAUCCUAAUUUACAGUGUUUGUCCAUAUAAUGAUUGUUUUGAAUACCCAACAAUAAGAAAUUGUGAGCUAUAAUGAGAAGAAGCUGAGGUUUAAAACUAUCGUUAUUCUCAAGCCAUCAACAAAAUGUGCAAAUGUACUUGUGUUUUUUCAAAUUAAGAAGAUGUGGCCACAUGUAGCACAAGUAUUCAUGCAGAACAAAACAAGCUGUCUGUCUGAACAAAUAUAUUAGAGUCUGUGCUUCAAAUAAAAUAUUUUUUGCCUGUGAAGGAAAUAUACCCUGAUUUAGGAAACUCACUGAGAUACUGAAGGGGUGUAUUUGAUCAUGUGUUACAGUGAGCCAAAUUCCAGGUUUGGCAAAGAAUAUGAGGAGGAUACAGUGAAGAAAUUGUUUGUCAUGUGAAAUAGGAGGAAUGUUGUACUGUUUCUAAACACUGUAUUUGUAUUUAUGCAGAAGCUGUGGAUGUUUGAAGAUUGUGUGUGUUUGUACAUGUGGCUUACGUAAGACAACUGGAUGUUGGUUAAUGUAAGGCAAAGAAUAGUGGACAAUUCAUGGAACAUUCAGCUCAAGCGCCAAGUGUUGGAGGAUUUUCAUUUUCUCUUCUACUCAACAUUUGCUAAGGACUAAUGAUUUUUGACUAAAGAUGACUAUUUUUGUCCUCAGCAAAUGUUGAGUAGUAUACAUGAUUCACAGAAAUGGUGCAGCUGACUUUGAAAACCGCAUUUCAAAUUCCACAGAUCCAUCAAAUAUUGUUAUCUCUGAGAUUACAUUAAAUUAAAUCUCUUCAACUUAAGAUUUCAGAUCUGAGCACUCAAGUCCUGCUCAAACGAAAUGAUAAUUUCAGUUCUGGGUGACAAAGUCUUGUUCAGAUUAUGCUCUGUAUAAUUCACUUUUAUGAGCUUGCUAGAAGCUUUGUCAGUAUUAAUGAUUGACUGUCAUUAUCACUGCAUUUAUGCAUCACCACUUCAAUUUUGAAAUAUUUGAAACAUGUCAAGUGUGUGUGUUUAUGGAAUUGUCAGAGCACAUUCUAGCAGACCUGCGGUAAGCUUGCUCCAGGAGAAGCCUUGGCACCGAGUUCCAGCUUUGAUGACAAGAGUAUGUGUGGGCUUGAUAUUCAGAAUGAGGAGAGUUAAUGGAUGUGGACAAACUCAGGUAUGGGUGAAGAUGCUUGAUUGUACACUGUGUGAUGUUGACCAAAGGUGUACAUAAUGGACCUUUUCUAAUUAGGAGAGGGGUUAUUCUGAUUUGAAACCCCUGAUUGACCAAACAAAAUCUUUUUUUGAAUGCCUAUUUACCUACUUGUAGGCCAAGUUUGAGACUGACAAUUUUAAGCCAUCAAGUUGUACUAUGGUAACAGUGUACACCAAGAGGGACCAUAUCAUAAGUAAGGUACAGUAUUCUGGCACUAUGGAUGUAACACUAUGAAUGCUUAACUUCUUAUUUACUGACAAGAUAUCAGUAUUUCAACUUGUUAUCUUCAUGUACGAGCCAUCUUGCCCCUUUGUAUGUUUACAUCAGAUGAUACCACUUUUCAUGCAAAUUCUCUUGAUGGGGGAACUCUCCUGAACCAACCGUGUAAAUACUGUUCUGAUGACUUAUUCAGACAGAGCUUAUAAGGCAGAAAUACAGCGACUUACUGGCUAAUCUCUACUUAUGAAGGCAGAAAUGUGCACCCUAAUACUUAUGCUUUUAAGGUAAUGAUUACGAGAAUCAACAGGUAUCUAAAGCCGAGGAUAUUUCCAAAUUUGAAACACUAGUGACAAAGAUGAUGUCCAAUUCCUAAGUAUUAAUUCCUUGACUUGUACCAUAAGUUCCUGUGUUUUUUUCAAGUAAACAAUUGCCUUUCUUUAUGUGUUUGUAUGAGUGACACAUGUGGGGCAGGAUACGCCCACCUUUUCGCAAACACCUGGAACCAUCACUGUUUGAUAGUGAGUCAUAAACACAUGCUCAUGAUACAGUCAGAAGCGGUCAGUGGCUUUUGGUAGAGAUUGCUUGUGAUUAUGGAAAGGGUUUUGUUGCAUAAAUUACCAUAAGGGGCCUACCAUAUUCAUGGAUGGAUGGGAAGUAGUCCUCAUGCAUUUCUGCCUCUUCUCCAGAUGUGCCCAAUCAUUUGAGCAGAAACCUUGUCUAGGUGUUCCUGACCUUGUAGGUCCAGGGUUAAGGCUUGUUCAACAGAAUAUCAAGUUCAAUAUGGCUUCCAGGAGGCCAUCUUUGAUUUUCCUCAUCUGCUCAGAAAACACUUAGUUAAACUAUCAGUGUAUGUAUGCCAGGGAAAACUAAAUAUGUAAGUUCUUGCUUUAAGAUGAACAUAUCUUGAUUUGAAAACCACUGGUGUUACUGUUAUUUGAGAUUGGUGUUGGAGUUAAGUCUAUCAUAAUAAUAGUGAAAAAAGGUGAAAAUAGGCCAAGGUUUUAAAAGUAUUAAAGUAGCAGUGCAUGCACAUAUCAAUAACAAUGGAAUGAAAUUUACAGAAAACUGUUCUUUGUUAAUGAUUGGGGAUUCUGAUUAUUUUAGAACAAACAAGAAUUAAAACAGUGUCUUAUAUUGUAUGUUUUAUGUUAAUUAUAUCUGGACAAAAAUAUAUCUAAUUCUGUUUUAGUUUGAAAGAGAAAAAAGUCAUGUCCUUUCUCGUCGGUAAUACCAAGUGUUUGUUUUGAAAAACAAUGAUUGUUGACAUGGUUUAUUGUUAAAAGGUGAGAGGGGUAGUGGCUUGCUGACCUAGUAUCAACUUUAGGAAUUUUCACUUGGUCCUCUUUAACCACAAUUUCUAUUUUGUUUUAUUUGCAGCACAACAGUCAGACAUGCUUAUCCUUGUAAAUAGAUUUACCAUAUAAAUUUGUUUCAUUAUGAAAAUCAUUCAAUUAAGAGGAACCCACAGUACGACAAUAAUCACUAUGCAUUGCUCACAAAAUUCCAUUCCUUCAAUCAAGGGCAUUUUUAUUGAGUAUAACAUCAUAAAUAGUAUAUUCUAUGAAGAGAUCUUCAUUUUAUUGUACCGGUAGUUUAAGGCCAUCAUCAUUAAACCAUUACCUCGAGCAAACACAGAUAUUCACAAGGGAUUGCUCACAUGUUUUACACAACCUCCAAGGGAGAAACUAUAUCUCAGUGCAGGUCUCACAAAGUUUCGUUUAUCAUUGUAUAAUAUAAAUGUAUGUAAAACAGUAGGAAACUGCUCCAAAUUGAGUGAGGAUGGUUUUCAACGCUUUUAACAAUAUUCCAGCAAUAUCACAGUGGGGGAGACCAGAAAUGGGCUUCACACAAACUGCUCCAAAAACUGUUAGGGCUCCCACACAUUUCAAGUGGCCAAUGCACUUGAUGUUAUCUUUUUAUGUUCAAGUAUUCCACUGGUUCUACUCCAGGAGGUAUAUCCCCCUUAAGGGGUAGUCGGACUAAUUACAUCACUUCAGCAGGCUGAAAUCCUCAUUCAGCCACAAGUUGUUAUAUUUGUACAUUGUAUUACUGAUGGUUUCAUGUGUAUGACAUUGUUUGGCCUUGUACAUUGCAUAAUACUACUUACAGUGGAAUUGAGCGAAUCCAGUUGAGAGCUUUGUUGCCUGAAAUAGCUUACUUGAUCUUGACAAUGUAGUGGAAGAUUUUUCAGUAAUGUUAAUGGCAUAAUUGGUGCAAUGAAUGCGGUAUUGAAUCUAUAUCGGAAUUAGAUGUGUGGUUUAUCAUUGAUGAUAUUUCAUAUUUUCUAAUGAACAGAAAGAAAAUACAUUGUCUCAUUUUAUGCAAGUUUCAAAAUUAUUACUGUAAUAACAUUUCUUUUAUUAUGUUAAAACAUUAUUUUUUAGUGAAAUUUCCCAUCACUGGUCAAGUGUUCAUCAAAUACCCAUUUACUAACAUAUUGAACCUUUUAAUUUUUACGAGAUUGUUUAUGUUUCACUGUAACAACAUUUGAGUUCAAAAUAUGUCCUUUAGUGCAACUAAGCACUUAUUACUUCAUUACCUGUAAUGCCUGUUUAAGCUACCGAGAAGUGUAGCAUUUAAACUCUGGGGAUUUUUUAAGGUGAAACAGUGAAGUCUUUGUGACUGUGUCAUACCACAUGAGGUCUAUGUGACUGUGUCAUACCACAUGAGGUCUAUGUGACUGUGUCAUACCACAUGAGGUCUAUGUGACUGUCAUACCACAUGAGGUCUAUGUGACUGUGUCAUACCACAUGAGGUCUAUGUGACUGUGUCAUACCACAUGAGGUCUAUGUGACUGUCAUACCACAUGAGGUCUAUGUGACUGUGUCAUACCACAUGAGGUCUAUGUGACUGUGUCAUACCACAUGAGGUCUAUGUGACUGUGUCAUACCACAUGAGGUCUAUGUGACUGUGUCAUACCACAUGAGGUCUAUGUGACUGUGUCAUACCACAUGAGGUCUAUGUGACUGUCAUACCACAUGAGGUCUAUGUGACUGUGUCAUACCACAUGAGGUCUAUGUGACUGUCAUACCACAUGAAGUCCUUUAGACUGUGUCAUGCCGCAGACUGACCACACAGUCAGUACACACCUUACUGUCAGUCCAGUGCUUGAUAAUAACAUAUGGACAUUUAGAAUUACAUCCAAUGUUUACUAUUUCAGUAUUCAUUAGGAAUUCAAUAAGUGGGAAUAUUCAUAUAAAAUCCAUUAUUUUGUCGUCAAGUUUUCAUCCUGUUUCAGAUGGCUGAUGUUUAAAAUAUGACCAGACAAGUUUCUUGUAAUACUGAUUUCCACAGUCAAAAUGAAUCCUAACGCACAUUGGAAAAGAAUAGUUGAUUUUUCAACAACAGUUUAAUCAGAAAUGGAAACAGAGACUUUGUUUAAAUGACCGAUAUUUUCAUUAUGUUGGCGAUUUAUGAAUCAUGAACAUACACUGCCAGGCCUAGAUAUUAGAUAUCACCAGAUAUAUUUCAAAUAAUGUAUGUCUUUUGAAUUUCAUUUAAUAUGCUCAAAAGAAACACUGAUUUUAUUCCUAAUUUCAUCAUUUAGAUGACUCAUUUCAGAGUUUUAAGAAAAGACUUGUGUAGGACAGUUGUCAUGCUGAACAAGAUGAUCAGUUUUCUUGUGAUAGCAAUAUGUACAGAGAUUGAGCAGAUAUUUUUGUGAUGAAUAUGUAAAUAAUACAAGUACCUAGUCAUAGAAUUGGCUUCUAUGUCCAGAAUAGCUUUUAAACCAAUGUGAUAUUACAAAUUAGUCUUGCACCAAGUUGAUUCCGAAUUUGUUAUAACAGGGAAGGUUGGCUGUCCGACUGAACAGAAGGGUACGAUAUCGGAUUUCAUGGCACCUGUUACUUAGCUUUGUCUUCUAAAGUUUCUAUUUUUUGUUGAUAGAAAAGGGUUAAUAAGUCAAUAUUUCAGAACAGGUAUACCAUCAUAUAAAUACUGGUUCAGAAUGUUGUUGAUGUUGCCAAAUAAAAAAUGUUCUUGAAACAUGUGAAAAUGUUUUAUGAAAAUAUGUAUUUCAAAAUAUAAUUUUCAUGAUUGCUGUAUACUGAUGGAAGGAACAAAGGGAACACCUGUACCAGCAGGUGCUUGUUCACAACUGGGUUGUAAUGCUUCAUCAUAUCAACGAGUCAUUGCAUGUACUAUAGCAUCUCAUGCAUUCUCUGCUUUUCUUCACUGGAAAUGAGUUAAAUGUGUUGCUAUAGUUACUGUACACAUAUGACUGAUAUUAUGAGCUGAAUUGGAAAACUUUUAAAAAUAACAAAUAAUAUUUGUAAGAAACAUUUCCCUUUUUAGAUGUUCACUUAAUUCUUUCCAUCAGUAUAUUAGUGUUAUCCUGUCCAAAAUGUCCCCAUUUAACUGUUGGUUGAUUGCAUGAUGUAUUUGCCGUAAUAAGUGAUCUGGGCACUUAGGAAAUUGACAAAGGGGUGCUUAUUAAGAACAUACACAAGUUCAAUUUAUCAAGAUCAAGCAGUAGAUAAUAGAUGUAUUUUAAAAUGAUUAACGAAACUAAAACCUUUUCAAUAUCAGUUACUGGGCAAUUCUAAACCCUUUCUUCCCUUCUGCAUUAUCUGUAAAUAAUAUGUAAUAUAUGUAAGAAAAUACAGACUGUCAUGUAAAUUUUCAGGCUUAGUAUGGAGCGCUUGUAAAGAUCACUUACAGAUUGGUCGAGAAGUUGGUCAGGUGGGGCUUAUUUGAGCUUUUCACUUAAUACGACAAAUACAGCAUCACGUUUAUUCAAUAGACUCUGUAGUAAAUACUCUUACAGUUUGGACUUGGAAUUACUCUGACGGUAUCCAAUGUAUUUUACCUGUGAUCUGAAACCUCUCCAGUUGCUGUCUCCCUUGUCAUCUCAUGUUCAAGGAUGGGACAUAUUGCUUCUCCAGUCUUAAGAGUGUUCAUUGUUAACUGGACAAAUAUGAAUUCAGAAAGUUGUUAAAGAUUGUUGUUAUUCCUAUUGUUACUAACAACUUUGCCGUUCCCUGUUGUUAAUGUUGUUGUUUGUAUAAAUGUAAAUCAUACUUUUUGUGAAUAUUUCAUUUUUACCCUGAAGUGUACAGAAUUCAAUUGGAAUGUGAAAUUUUUAAUCAGAAAAUAACUGUUUUAAGACAUUACACAAGAAUACAUUUAGUUGAAUAUUUUGCAUUUCUGGUGCGUAUGUACAAAUUCAAGAAUACAUACAUAGAACACUAUAAAUAAUGUUUUUAAAAUAUUUUACUGUGGAAAGAGUUGCUUCUUUUGAGGAGUUUGUUGUCUUAACUGUGUAUAUAUACCUCUGUGGUGCCAUCAUACUGGAGACAUGUCUCUGCUUCUAUUAGGCUUGUUGCUAUGGAAACUAGUAUCCUCAUGCUACACUGUACAUAAUCAUCAGUUUGACCUCAACAUCAUUGUAUUACCAUGGAAUAAAGCUUGAGUUGUAACUUUG
Haliotis rufescens (red abalone) is the source of this 15606-nucleotide messenger RNA. Its product is annotated as proto-oncogene tyrosine-protein kinase ROS-like. Bases 1 to 8061 code for a protein of 2686 amino acids. Gene Ontology annotation, cellular component: membrane; signaling receptor complex. The transcript is spliced from 44 exons. NCBI's taxonomy places the organism in Eukaryota, Metazoa, Mollusca, Gastropoda, Lepetellida, Haliotidae. Gene Ontology annotation, biological process: protein phosphorylation; regulation of TOR signaling; positive regulation of kinase activity. The record is from RefSeq and is a predicted model, not a curated record. Gene Ontology annotation, molecular function: ATP binding; protein binding; transmembrane receptor protein tyrosine kinase activity.